Molecule: messenger RNA, 10414 nt
Organism: Heterocephalus glaber (naked mole-rat)
Lineage: Eukaryota; Metazoa; Chordata; Mammalia; Rodentia; Bathyergidae
Gene: Helz2
Product: helicase with zinc finger 2
Molecular function (GO): ATP hydrolysis activity; 5'-3' DNA helicase activity; RNA nuclease activity
Source: RefSeq, a predicted model, not a curated record
UGAGUUGCCCCAGGGGCAGAAACGAAAGUGAUCUCUGCUCCGGCCAUUGCCUGUGCGGCAGGCUGAGCCCCUGCGGCGGGAGGGCCUGGCAGGGCAGGGGAGGACAGCUGUGCCCUGCAGGUCUGGGGCUGGGGACCCACAUGUGCCCAUGCACAGCUGGCUGCUGAGUGCCCUGCAGGGACCCCCGGCAUCCCUGUGGCCUCAGCCCCACAGCAGUGCAGCCCAAGCUCCUCUUGAAACUCCUGCUGGCUCCAGGGGCCUGGACUCUGAAGUUUCCACUUGGGGUGCAGAUGUUUCCCCAAGGCCUGUGGUCCCAGUGGACCAGCUGAGCCCAGGAGUCUUGGACGCCACACUGAAGAACCUGGCCAGUAUCAGAAAUGGCCUCCUCGGGGUGUGGCCCAUCGUCCACCAGCCCCUUGGCCCCCAGGGAGCCUCUGGCCAGGCUCUGCGCCCAAGUGGAUCUCUGUCUGGGCUGCUCCCGCUGUGCCCAGCGCCUCAAUGACAGCACCUACGUCCUGUGCCAGGUGGAGCACAGCUGCUCCCACGAGGUCCUUCUGGCUCGCCUUAAGGGAGCUGCCAAGAAGAAGACCUGGCGCGAGGUGGGCCACCGGCCCUGCUUCCCGCGGCCUUGGCGGUACAGAGUGUGUCGCUACUAUCGCCCGGGGCUGGGCUGCCAGCACCACAGGAACAGGUGCACCUUUGCCCGCAGCCCUGAGGAGGCGCUGGUCUGGACCUUCGAGCUGAAGCACAGCCUCUCCCGCCUGUGGCUGAAGGCUGCGGUGCAGGGCGAUGGGGUCCAGGGCGGGCCGUGCAGGGCUGCUGACGCCAUCCUGGCAGAGUUUGGUGGCCACUUCCAGCUGCUCUGUGCCCACUGCUUCAGGGCCCGGCCCCAGCAUCUCUGCCCUGUGGACCCCCAGGGGCAGUGCCCCAAGCACAGAACCUGCCCUGCACUCCUGGUGCACGUCAGUACCAAGGGCCGUAAGCGCCAGUUCACCGAGGUGCGGCCCAAGCCCCAGAAUGGCCAGCCGCUGCACUACUGCAUGUUUGUGGAGCAGGGACAGCCGUGCCGCCACGGGGCAGCCCGCUGCCAGUUUGCACACAGUGCUGUAGAGAUGGCCGUGUGGGAGGCCGAGCAGCUGGGUGGGCUUGAGCGGGAGGCCCUGCGCACAUUCCCUGCCCUCGGCAGAGACAAGUGCAUGGGCCCCCAUGGCCAGUGCCCCAGGGGCAGCCAGCCCCCCGAGGUAGAGCUGUACUGCUACACCUGCCUGGUAACCUACCGCUCUCAAGAGGCCUUCGAGAACCACUGCGCCUCCCUGGAGCACUCGCAGAUGGUGGCCUUCGACCAGGCUGUACCCUGGGAGCACCGCGUCCCCCCCAUGGGGCUCUCCAAGUUUGAGCUCUGCGCAAGGCCUGACCUCUGUGAGUAUGGGGCCACCUGCACCAAGGCUCACUCAGAACAGGAGCUGCAGGAGUGGAUCCGGCGGGCGCAGGCCACAGAGCUGCGGGAGCAGGCAGCCUGGCAGGACGGGCUGGUGUCAUACCAGGCACGGCUGCUGGUGGAGUACCGGUGCAGCAGCAGUGAGGUCCCAGUGAUGGCGGAGACCAUCUGUGGCGUGUCUGUCACCUGCCGCCAGCCCCUAGUCCAUCGGGCCCAGGAGAAGAAGACCCAGCACAGCUGGGUGUUCUCUGUCUACUCUGAGGACCCUCUGCUGCAUGUGGCCUUGCUUAAGCAGGAGCCUGGAGCAGACUUCUUCCUGGUGGCACCCUGCCUCCCCAAGGGCCGGCUCUAUGCAAGUGGGGAGCACUUUCGGGUGCCCAGCUCCCGAGCGGAGUUUCAGGUGGGAGUGCGGGUCCAGACUGCCUCCUUUGGCACCUUCGAGCAAUGGGUGGUCUUUGACUUUGGCCGUCGGCCAGUGCUGCUUCGGAAGCUGUGGCUGCAGCUGGGCCAGGCUCUCUGCUCGGAGCUCACCAGGAGGCCAGCACCUGGCUGGCCUGAGGAGGUGGACCUGUGGCACACUGGCAACCGCCACAUGGUGCCUUGUGUGGAGCGGACAGCCGAGCAGGCAGCCCUGAUGACCAAGUACAAGGUGCCCAGCCUGGCCCUGAAGGUCGGUCACGGCAGCCUGGCCUCGGAACCCAUCUCUCGAGCCAACUACCGGCAGAGCAUGCACCACUUCCUCUAUGAGGAGGAGGCUGCUCGGCGGCAGCUGGUGGCCAAGCUGACCCUGCGGGGCCGGGUGUCCCUGAAGACUUCACUGCAGACAGCGGCACUCGGCAUGCUCUUUGCGCCCCCAGGAGCCCUCUAUGCUGAGGUCCUGGUCCCUUCUUCUCUGACACCAGACACGGACCAGGGCUUCCUGCUGAGCCGGGAGGUCAGCACAGCCCUCGUGGCCCCUGUGCCUGCGCCUGACAGCACUGUGUUCGAGGUGCGACUUGAGAAGCGAGCCAGCUCGGAGCAGACAUUGUGGCUGCUGCUGCCCACACACUGCUGUGUGGCCCUGGGGCUGCGGGCUGAGGGGAGCCCCAUCUUGGAAGUGCAGUUCCAGAUUGACCCGCUCAACUUCUGGUUCUGGCAUCAGGCAGUAGAUGCAUUGCCUGAGGAGCACCUGGUGGUGCCCAACCUGCCCACCUGUGCCCUGCCCUGUCCUCGCCCGAUCCCACCCUUGCUUCGUGGCAACCGCAAGCAGAAACUGGCUGUGGGGCUCAUUGCAGGCAGCAGUGCCGGGAGCGCAAAGCCUGUGCCUCCAUUGCUCAUCUAUGGCCCCUUUGGCACCGGCAAGACCUACACCCUGGCCAUGGCCACCCUGGAGGUUGUUCAGCAGCCCCACACCAAGGUGCUCAUCUGCACGCACACCAACAGUGCCGCCGACAUCUACAUCAGGGAGUAUUUCCAUGGCCAUGUUGCCAGGGGCCACGUUGAGGCAGCUCCUCUCCGGGUGAUGUACACUGACAGGCCGCCAAACCAGACCGACCCAACCACACUGCAGUACUGCUGCCUGACAGAGGACGCCCGGGCCUUCCGCCUGCCCACGAAGGCAGAGCUGGCGGAGCACCGCGUGGUCGUCACCACUACCUCACAGGCCCGUGAGCUCCGCGUGCCUGCUGGCUUCUUCUCCCACAUCCUCAUCGACGAGGCCGCCCAGAUGCUGGAGUGUGAGGCCCUCACUCCGCUGGCCUACGCCUCACCACGCACCCACGUGGUGCUGGCCGGGGACCACCUGCAGGUCACACCCAGGCUCUUCAGUGUGCCCAGGGCCAAGGCUGCUGGGCACACCCUGCUGUACCGCCUUUUCCUGCACUAUCAGCAGGAGGCCCACGAGAUCGCUCGGCAGAGCCGCAUUAUCUUUCAUGAGAACUACCGCUCCACCACCGCCAUCAUUGGCUUCAUCUCGCGCCACUUCUAUGUGGCCAAGGGCAACCCCAUCCAGGCCAGUGGCAAGGUCCCAGCCCACCCCCGACAGUACCCACUCAUGUUCUGCCAUGUGGCAGGCACCCCGGAGCAGGACAUGUCCAUGAUGUCCUGGCUGAACCCGGCGGAGGUCACACAGGUGGUGGAGAAGGUGCAGGAGGUCUACAACACCUGGCCCCACUGCUGGGGGGUCCGGGAGCAGAGAAGCAUCUGUGCCAUUUCCCACGGUGCUCAGGUCAGCGCACUGAGGCAGGAGCUGAGGAGGAGGAACCUGGGAGAGGUGUCUGUGGGCAGCUUUGAGACCCUGCCAGGGCGGGAGUUCCGGGUGGUGGUGCUGAGCACUGUCCACAACUGCCACAGCCUGCUCAGCCGGGGGGCGCCCACCUUGGAGUUCUUCACCGAUGCUCGUGUGCUGAACACAGUCAUGACCCGUGCCCAGUCCCAGGUGGUGGCUGUAGGCGACGCCAUGGCCCUCUGCUCCUUCGGGGCCUGCAGCAAGCUCUGGAAGAGCUUCAUCCAAGAAUGCACGGAGCACCGUAGCAUCUUCCCGGAGGGGCUGUCGCUGGGGCAGAUUGAGCAGGGUGUGGCCCAGAGGCAGCACUGGGCCCCUGUGGCCCUCAGAGCAGAGAGAACAUGGGCAUCAGUAGUGAGGGACACUGGCUGGACGGGGCAGCCAGGGGCCCUGGACAGGGCAGCCAGGGGCCCUGCCACAGAGCACACAGCUAUAGCAAAGGUCCCACCAGGGCCUGUGACGAUGAAGAGUGAGGCCACAGGGACAGGAGACACAGCUGUUGGGGAUCCAGCAUCAAGAGGACCAGCCACGACACAGAUAAAGGCUGAAUCAGGAGGGGACACAGCAAAGGGAGACCCGGCAGGAAGACCAGCCACCCUGGAGGGCAGAGGGUCUGAGGGCCCUGAGGACUCAGAGUCAGACUUCUGGGCCUCUGACUGUGAGCUCAACGCUGACGACACCAUCCUGCAGGAGCUCCUGGAUGAGACCCGGCAGGUGACGGUGACUGUUGGGGAGGACGGACUCCUGGACACCCUGGCCAGGCCUGCCUCCUCACGGCUGCCCUGGCAGUACAAAAACCUGCCCUUGGGCACACUGCGGAACCUCAUGCGCUCAGAGCCUGGGCUCUAUCGCCGCUGCACCUUCCUGAAAGAGACCUUCGAGCGGGCAUCAGCCAUCCCCCUGGAUGAGGCGGUCUCCAGCCCCAUCCAGGUCAGGGGUCGCCUGAACUGCGGGAUGGCCUUCACGGGGGACAAGGUGCUGGUGCAGGUCCUGGGCCAGUCGGCUGGUGACGAGGCUGCCCCAGAGAGGCUACAGGGCCGCGUGGUGGGUGUGCUGAAGAGGAAGAAAUGUGAGCUGGCAUUUGUGUGCCGGAUGGACAAAUGGGAUCCCCGAAUCAUGAUCCCCAUCAACAGCUCUGUGACCAAGAUCUUCGUAGCUGAUCUGAAGGACCCGCUUCGGGUUCCCAUCCACCGCCUCCUUCAGGGCCGAGUGCAGUGUGUGGGACACAAGAGUCUCACUGCCGAGGGCAGGCACACACAGCUCUUCUGGGUCCGCAUCAUCCUGUGGCGGGAGCGUUUCUAUUACCCCCUGGGCAUCAUCCUGGAGGUGCUUCCUGAGGCCACCAGCUGGGAACAGGGCCUCCACAUCCUUGGCCUGGAGCACGGCUUGCAAACCUCCGUGCCGGACUCAGCCUCUGUCUCCAAGGCACUGCAGAAAUACCGUGUGGAUCUUGGCACAGCUGCUGGCCACAGAGAGGACUGCCGCAGCUUCCUGACAUUCACUGUGGACCCACAGGGCGCUUGCAACCUGGACGAUGCCCUCAGUGUCCGGGACCUGGGUCCCAGGUACGAGGUGGCUGUGCACAUUGCUGACGUGGCCAGUGUUGUGCCCAGGGACGGGGUGCUGGACGUGGAGGCCCGCCGGCAGGGUGCUGUGUUCUAUGCCCCCGACAGGGAGCCAGUGUCCAUGCUGCCGGCCAGCCUGUGCCGAGAUGUGCUCAGCCUCCUGCCGGGCAAGGACCGCCUCGCCAUCUCCCUCUUCCUAACCCUGGACAAGGACAGCAGCCAGCUCAGGGGCCUGCGCUUUGCACCCUCAGUUGUCUGCUCUGACAGGCAGCUGUCCUACGAGGAGGCCGAGGUGCUGAUCAGGGAGCACCAGGGUGCUGGCAUGGAGCUGCCGGCGUGCCUGGACUCAGUGGAGGCCUGUGUGGUGGCUGCCUGCUACUUCUCCCGGGUGCUGCGCCGGCGUCGGCUGCAAGCUGCCUGCCACUAUGAGGCCCCAGAUGAGGAGAGCACCCUGGGCUUCCGUGCAGCCCACAUCAUGGUCCAAGAGUACAUGAUUCAGUUUAACAGCCUGGUGGCUGAAUUCCUGGUGGGCAACAAGCACACACAGGCGGUCACGCCCCUGAGAUGCCAGCCCACACCCCUGAUGGCCCAGCUUCAAGCCGUGUGUGAGAAGCACAGAGAACUGGUGCCCCUGUCACUGCACCUCCGCCACCACUUGCAAGGCCAUAGCAGCCCCAAAACACAGCUGCACCUCCUGUCUUCCCUCUGGAAGCAGGUCCAGCUUGCUGCCCACAGCCAGGAUUAUGGCCAGAUGGUGGAUCUCAUUACCACUGACGACAUGCACCCCUCCCUGGCUCCCGUGGGCCUGGACCUCCGCAAGGCCCUGGGCCGCUCUGGUUUUGGCCGCUCCAGCCAGGGUGGACAGCAGCUCAUUGGCCACUACUCGUUGCAGGUGGGCUGCUACACAUGGGCCACAUCGCCCAUCCGCAGAUACCUCGAUGUGGUGUUGCAGCGGCUGAUCCUACUAGCUCUGGGCCGAGGGGGCUGCGUGUACUCCUCCAGAGACAUCGAUGGGCUCUGCCAAGACUUCGCCCGCCAGCAUGCAUCCGCCCAGAGCUACCAGCGACAGGCCUACAGCCUGCGCCUGGCCACUCAGCUCAAGGCUCAGCCUCGAGACAAGCUGGGCGUGGUAGUAGAUGUGGAGCCAGGCACCCACUGCUUCAAGUUACUCUUCCCGGCCAACCGAGAGAGCCUGCCCGACCUGUGCCCUGUCCAUUAUCACUCCCUGCAGCUGGCUGAGCACCCCCACGACCUCAAGGACCGGCGGGGCCUACGCCUUGUGUGGCGGCGCCGCACCUACUCUGUGCAGGAGUCCAAGCUGCCCUCUCCACUGCCUGGCACCCUGUUUGACCCACACGUCUGGACCAUCAACACAACCCUGUGGAAGCAGCUGCUGGUGCUGGUGGAGCAGGACCGCUGGCUGGAGGCAGCCACCCUCAUCCAGGAGCAAAGAGGGAGGGAAUGUCAAAAGCGGAAGGUGGUGCAGGUGAACCGGAGCCCCUGUGGCCACUUCCUGGAGGUGACCCGGGAGCUGGGCAGCGGCGACACUCUGCAGGUCCAGUUCAGUACCAGCAUGCAGCGAGGCUUCCUGGUGCCUGCCCUGCAGCUGUGGACUGUGGCACCUGGCCUCAGUCUCUGCCUGGAGCAUGCAGAGCAUCCAGUCAGCUGCUUCUCAGGCCAUGCACACCAAGCCCCACAGCACCAGUACUGUGACGAGGAUCAGUACUCGCUCAUAUGGGGGCCGCUCUGUGCCCAGGAGUCGGUCACUGGUGCUGUUGCUGAGAACAAUUCCAUUGUGCUGCAGCACGUGUGCAUUUCCUGGGAUGCAGAGCGGACACAGCAGAGGCAGCUGCAGGGCACCUUCCACCUGGACCCUGCCUUCCUUCAGGAGAACUGCACUGAUGUUGACUUCAGCUGCUGCUACCUCUGCAUCCGGCUUGAGGGCCUCCCAGUGCCCCCAGCCAGCCCACCCCCUGGGCCCAGCAGCCUUGGCCCCUUCCUGAGCAUCGAUCCUGACACGUAUGCCUGGGUGGCCCACGGGCUGACGGACAGCUGUGACCAGGAAGACCCGGCCGACCGGCAAGAGGCCCCCAGGAGGGUGCACUUCUUCAUCCACCACAUGGCCAUGGAGAAAGUUCCGGAAAGUGCGCUGAGGCCCGGCACCCUAUUCACGGUGGAGGUGUUGCUCAAGAAGCUUCCUGACCUCUGCAAGGAGCAAGCCGUGCGCAGGCUGAAGCAGGCAUCUCCACUGGUCCUCAGCAUUGCCCUUGGCCGACCCCUGCUGCAGCCUGACGGCCCCAUUCACCAGCGGCCCUUCCACAGGGGGACUGCUGCCAGGCUCCUGAAGCAACAGGCCUACGACAUCCCUGGGGGCUGCCCCAAGCUGAACGCCAGCCAGAACAGGGCCAUCAGGCAGGCUCUGGAGAAGCCAUUUACUGUCAUUCAGGGCCCACCAGGCACAGGGAAGACAUUUGUGGGCCUCCACAUCGUCUUCUGGUUCCACAAAUCAAAUCAGGAGCAAGUACCAAGGAGGAGAAGCUCUGACGGAGAGGAGCCACUGCAGGGCCCGUGCAUCCUGUACUGUGGCCCCUCCAACAAGUCCGUGGAUGUCCUGGCAGGAAUGCUCCUGGGCUGGCGGGCGGAGCUGAGGCCCUUGCGGGUGUACAGCGAGCAGUUCGAGGCCACUGAGUUUCCAGCACCGGCUGUGGGCAGCAGGGGGCUAUACAACAAGGCUCCCCGGGAGGAGAGGCCGAGCCAGACCCUCAGGAGCAUCUCCCUGCACCACCGUGUCCGGCGGGACCCCAACCCACAUGCACCAAAGGUCAGGGAGUUUGACGCCCGGGUGAGCAGAGGGGAAGUCUUCUCCAAGGAGGACCUCAUUUCGUACAGGAGGGUCAUGCGAGCGGCGCAGAAGUUCGAACUGGCCCGGCACUCUGUCAUCCUGUGCACAUGCUGCUGUGCGGCUUCACACUGCCUCCGAACCCUUAACGUCCGGCAGAUCCUCAUUGAUGAGGCGGCCAUGGCCACGGAGCCCGAGACCCUCAUUCCUCUAGUGCACUUCUCGGAGGCCGAGAAGGUGGUCCUUCUUGGGGACCACAAGCAGCUGCGCCCUGUGGUCAAGAAUGAGCAGCUGCAAAACCUGGGGAUGGAUAAGUCCCUCUUCGAGCGCUAUCACAGGGAUGCCUACAUGCUGGACACCCAGUACCGGAUGCACGAGGUCAUCUGCGCCUUCCCCUCUGCGGAAUUCUACGGUGGGAAGCUGAGGACCUGUCAGGGCCUGAGGCGGCCGCCCAGCAUCCUGGGCCAUGCGCACAAGGAGAGCUGCCCUGUCAUCUUUGGCCAUGUGCAGGGCCAUGAACAGAGGCUGCUGGUGACCACAGAGGAAGGGAAUGAGAAUUCCAGGGCCAACCUGGAGGAGGUGGCAGAGGUGAUCCGCAUCACCAAGCAACUGACACUGGACCGGACAGUGGAGCCCAAAGACAUUGCCAUCCUCACCCCCUAUAAUGCACAGGCUGCGGCCAUCAACAAGGGCCUCAUGCGGGAGGGUGUCACCGGAGUGACCGUGUCCUCCAUCACCAAGAGCCAGGGAAGCGAGUGGCGCUAUGUGCUGGUGAGCACUGUCCGCACGUGCCCCCGGAGCGAUGUGGACUGCCGGCCAACGAAGGGCUGGCUCAGGAAGUUCCUGGGCUUUGUUGUGGACCCCAACCAAGUGAACGUGGCCAUCACCCGGGCCCAGGAGGGGCUCUGCCUGAUUGGAGACCACAUCCUGCUGAGCUGCUGCCCCCUGUGGCGCCGCCUGCUGGAUUUCUGCAGAGCCCAGCAAAGCUUCGUGCCUGCCAGCAAGGUGCGGGUCCGGAGGAGGCCAGCUGUGUCACUGUGAAGGUCCCCACCGCCCAGCUCUGCAGCGCCAGGGGUGUGGGCCUGUGGCAGCAGCAGACAGGACAACGGGAAGCAAGCCCUGUGUGAUCUUCCUGUUUGUGCCUGAACUUGGGAGGAGGGAGAAAGGGGCCGGGCCUGUUUACUCUCUGCUUUGCUGAUUUUCCCAGGACAGCCCCCAAAACCUGGACUUCAGGCAGAUCCUUUCUCUGCCCUCACUGCCUUGUCCUUCAGAGGCUGCCAGGCCAGGGAGGGCAGAGCUGAGCCAGAUGCCUGCCCCAGUCUGGCCCAGCCUCCUCCUGGGAGGUGAAGAGCUGUCAGUCCACUUGCAUGCCGGGCGUGAGGUGCCCCAGCCCCACCAGGCUGUGUGCCUGCCCCGAGCUAUGUGUGCCUUCCACCCAGGGUCCUUGGACCAACACAGUCACUGACCACCAUGGGGACAAAGGACAGGCAGAAAUGGGCCCUUAGCUGCUGCUCCUUAUAAACAUGAUUAGUGUUUUCUUUGGAGAUAGUCAGGGACUUAAAAGCAGUUGUCAUCUACUAGCAUGGGUCCUGGCUUUAGUGAUAAUGGACAUGAAAACUAAAGCAGAAAUUGUAGGAAAGGCUAUAAUUAAGAGAAAAUAAGGAGGAGUGCAGUUCUGAUAAAGAUCAAGCCAAUGCCUUAGAAAGCAAAGAGCAAGUAGGGAAAGGACCCCAGCUCCAGGCUGAGGGUCUCAGACUGGCCACUCCAGCCAGCUCUGCAGCACUCACUGGGCUGGGUUGGGGUCCAGGAGGUCACUCUCAACUCUGGUGUCUGGCUCUGGAGGAAUCCUCCUGGCUUGAGGGACUUGAGGGCUGAUUACAUCCCCAGGAAAUGAUUAUCUCUGUGGUGGUUUUGGUCAUUUGAGGCUCUGUUCUUCCUGGUACCAAGGUCACCUUGUUCAAGAUGACGGCUGGAGAUUGUAGUCAUCGCUCCAAGGGGAAAGGGUCUGGAACUGGAUAGGAUACAGGCUGGUAACUGGAUGUCCUUCUGGAUCUUGAAAAUUACUUUAGUUACUUGGUGCCCUUCCUUGGAGGGGACUAAGAUAGGCUAGGCAAAUUUAAGGCUAAUCAACUUUGUCAACUUAAAAAAAAAAUGGUUGCUGGUUGCGGUGGUGCUGUAAUCCCAGCACUUGGGAGGCUGAGGAAGGAGGGUUGCCAUGAGUUCGAAGACAGCCUGGACUCCAUAGUGAGUUCACCGCCAGCCUGAACUGCAUACAGAGACCUUGUCUUCAAACAAACAAACAAAAAAAG